Ceratosolen solmsi marchali is the source of this 854-nucleotide messenger RNA. RefSeq lists its product as uncharacterized. The record is from RefSeq and is a predicted model, not a curated record. Lineage: Eukaryota; Metazoa; Arthropoda; Insecta; Hymenoptera; Agaonidae. The transcript is spliced from 4 exons. The coding region runs from base 144 to 854 and encodes 236 amino acids.
UUUUUGAAGAAUUUACGUUGUCAAAUAUAUGACUUCAAUUCUAUAUAAACAAUUUUUUGUAAUUUUAUAAAAGAUAGAUUUGUAUUUUUGGAAUAUUAAUAUGAUAGUGAUUUAUUUUUAAUUAAAAGUGAUAAAAUAGAGAAAUGGAGUCGAGUGAGUCUAUUGAUAUUAGUUCAAUCGAGUUCACUUUGGAGGAUACGUACGAACAUUUGAAAGAUAUAAAAAAGGAAAGAGAAUUAGAAAUACAGCAAUUGAUGAAUAUUAUCAAAAACAAUGAGAUUCGUACAUUGGAUUCAAACAUAACACCCGAAGAAAUACGUUAUAAAAGAGCAAAAUAUGUACAAUCGCUAGAUAAAUACGUUAAAUUAGAACAGCCCAGAGAUCUUCCAAUUGUAAAUACAGCUGAUUUUUAUACCAGUGUUCUUAAAGACCUUGAGGAUGAAGUUACCACAAGCGAAGAACUCAAUGAAGCAGCUGACGAAGAAAUUAAAGAAUUAGAAAGCGAUAUAAAUUAUUUAGAGAACCAGAUAGUCACAUUUAAGCAAAUGAAAGAGGCAACUUUGUCUACCGAAGAUAAUGAAACAACUAAUUAUAAAGCUGAAAUGAUUGUAAUAAAACGCUUAUUUAACGAGGUUAAAAAUGAUUUGGAAAUUGUAGUCGAUACGCUAUUUCCUGCUAAUCAUGGCUUCCAAGAAUUAUUAUGCGUUCUUACGAGAGCUCUAUCGAAAGGUGGAGAUGAUUUGUACAUAGAUGUUACGCCUGAUACUUUAGAUUUUAUUAACUUUUUGGAAGAAGCGGAUAUUAUUCAAUUUCAUCCUCAUGAUAAAACUAAAAUUAAACUUAUGAAUAUGUAA